AUGGCCAAUAGUGACAAUGGCCUUGACAGAACCACUUUCACAUUCACACUUUCUGAGUCAGAAAAGCAAAGACUCAAUAAAACUGCAGUCAAUUAUCUUACCAGACCCAUUAGUUUCUUUCAAUUGGAAGAGUUAUUCUCGGAUCAAUCUCAUGCUGAUGGCUCACUCGCAGUUGACCAAACCACUGUCAAUGUGGAUGAUGGUAGUGAUGACAGCGAGGAUGUGAGGGAACUUGAGGGAAAUCUAAUUCCAGCAGACAGUGAUGAAGCUGACUUUGACACUAUUGAUCGUCGCAGUCCUAAAGUUGACUUGGAUGGCAAUCCAAUAAACAAGAAGAGCAAGUGUGCGUCAUCAUCACCUUCCAAGAAGCCAACCAAGGGCAAAGCAAACAAGAAGGGCAAGGUAUCUAAUGAUGAUAUGGUAACCAAUAUCAAGAAGCUAGCUGAAUCCAUUGCAUCCCCUAUUGUGUAUGUGAAACCAAUGACACCUGCAGAUCCUUAUGCAAAUCUUUGGAAGCGGAUCAAUGCUCUUACAAUCCCAGCUAAGGAUAAACUUGAGAUUAUUGCCUAUCUAUCCAAGCCAUACCAAGAUAUAUUUCGUAGCUAUCUUAACUAUGCUGAUGAAACAAUUCUUCGAGAGUGGGUCAUUAGCUACUUUGAGCCUCAGUUUCAUGAAGGUGGCAAUGAUGGAUCUGCGGCUGCUCACUGA
This is a messenger RNA of Triticum turgidum subsp. durum (durum wheat), 708 nucleotides long. The record is from the annotation of a GenBank genome assembly. Lineage: Eukaryota; Viridiplantae; Streptophyta; Magnoliopsida; Poales; Poaceae.